AUGAUUUCUAUUAAAUCUUUUGCUACUUUGUUUGUAAUUCUUGCUGUGAUGGCAAACUAUGCUUUUGCUACGCCGCAGACAAUGUUGGACUUGGUAAAUGCUGAACGUAAGAAAGCUGGCGUGGGCGCACUCGUACUCGAUGAUCGUCUUAAUAGCGCAGCCCAAAAACACAGCGAUUAUCAGGCGAAAAUUAAACAAAUGACUCAUGACGAUGCUGCUGGUGAUUUAGGUACUAGAAUCACAAAAGAAGGUUUUUCAUGGUCUGCCUGCGGUGAAAAUGUCGCCUGGAAUCAGAAAUCUGAACAAGAUGUCAUGAACGCAUGGAUGCAUUCUUCUGGUCAUAAAGCAAACAUUUUGAGUUCAACCUUCACUCAUUUUGGAUAUGGAGUAAACAGCCGUUACUAUACUCAAGAUUUCGGAACUCUCAUGGUCAAUAGUCAUGCUACUAAAGUUACAACAAAGAACAGUGUCACCACCGCUCCUCCUUCAAAGAACACCACCACCGCUGAAGCUCCUCCUUCAAAGAACACCAUCACUGAAACUGAUCCUACUACCACCAAUGACACUACUGAUAAACCUACCAAUAAACCUCACAAUAAACCUCAUAAUAAAUCUCACAAGAAGAACAAGAGAAAGGGGAGAAAGGGAAAAAAGUCUAAGCCACAAUAA
Molecule: messenger RNA, 669 nt
Organism: Ambispora gerdemannii
Lineage: Eukaryota; Fungi; Glomeromycota; Glomeromycetes; Archaeosporales; Ambisporaceae
Source: the annotation of a GenBank genome assembly